CAGCAAGCGGGAGGGAGGCUGGUUCUUCCUCAUUGCGAAGCCGGCUUUGACCUUUCUGAUGCAAGGAAUAGGUUUCCGUGAGGGCAUCAGACGUCCUUGUGGACUCUCGGACACAUCGCAAAGGUUCGAACGCAGUCCUCAGGGAAGAAACAGUAUUUCAAACAAAAAAAAAACACAGCGAGGGACUGGGGGAGAAGAUACCGGAGUGCGAGAGAAAAUAGCCAAGAGCAUUUAUGUACAUGUUUAGAUAAAGCCUCAGCCCUUCCUGCCAGAAUCUGCAAAUAAAAGGCCUGAAGAUUAAGCAGUCACUCGGGGAAUGAGAAAAUGGAGGCUGAUGUUCACAACAGGAAGGUGCCUUGGGAGGUCAAUGGUUCCUUGGCCCCAGCUGACCUCCAGCGUGGUAACAGAUCAGAGAGUCCCACACCCGGUCUGGUGGAAGGUACUGAGCCAGGUGCUGGACAGGAGAGUGCAAUGUUUGUCCACACUAGGUCUUAUGAAGAUCUAACCACAGAUGAUGAAGUGAAGGGCUGUCUGGAUAGUAUUAACAAACCCAUCACGGAAGAAUCCCAGAUCGAAGAGAUCAGCAAAGAUUUCAAUGAACUAAGCACCCAACUGACCGGUGUUGCGAUGGACGUGAACAAGGAGAUGAGAGACAGUGACGCGGAAGGAGAGGGGUCAUCUGGGAGAUCACGCAGAGAGUCUGUGCUCUCGGAGAAAGAGGAAGACAUAACAGCUGAGUCGUGGAGGCAGCACCGGAAGCACAUCUUUGUCUUCAGUGAUGCCGGGAAGCCGAUUUACUCCCGUUAUGGGACAGAGGAAGCUCUCUCCUCUAUAAUGGGAGUAAUGGUGGCACUCAUGUCCUUCAUUGAGGCAAGCAAAAAUGUGAUCAAAUCCAUCCAUGCAGAGGGUUACAAGGUGGUAUUUGUUCAUCGGAGCCCCCUGGUCUUUGUAGCUGUCGCUCGUACCCGCCAGUCAGAGCAGGAAGUGGCUAAAGAGCUUCUGUAUGUUUACUACCAGAUAAUUAGCCUGGUGACUUUAACCCAGCUCAACAGAAUCUUCGAGCAAAAGAAGAACUAUGACCUCCGCCGGCUGCUUGCAGGCUCUGAGAGGAUUACAGACCACCUCCUCGAUCUCAUGGGCAAAGAUCCCAGUUUUUUAACCUGUGCAGUGCGAUGUCGGCCCUUGCCGUCCUCUGUGAGAGACACGAUUAGCAGCAGCCUGCAGCAGGCCAAAGACAAAAGUCUUGUCUUCUCCAUUCUGGUCGCUGAGAACCAACUGGUUACACUGGUGAGGAAGAAAGACCAAUUCCUGCAUCCCAUCGAUCUCCAUCUUCUCUUCAACCUCAUCAGCGCAUCCACCUCCUUCCGAGAGGGAGAGGCCUGGACUCCUAUCUGUCUGCCCAAGUUCAACUCCAGUGGUUUCUUCCAUGCGCACAUUUCCUACCUCGAUCAGGCAAGCAGCCUGUGUUUGCUCCUCAUCUCCACCGAUCGCGAGCACUUCUUCACCAUCUCCAACUGUAAGAGCAAAUUUCUGGAACGCAUGAAGAGACGGAAUACCUUGCAGACGCUGCUCGAAGAGUUACGGUCUCCAUCCUACAGUGUUUCUCAAGUGGGCAUCCCAGACCUCAGGCACUUCAUCUACAAGUCAAGAAGCUCAGGUCUAUUCACAAGCCCAGAGGUCGAAGCUCCUUACGUAGCUGAGGAAGAACAGGAGAGGCUGCUGGGAUUGUAUCAGUAUUUGUACAGUCGAGUCCACAACUCUGCAAGGCCUCUGAAGUACAUCUAUUAUGCGGGAGACCGAGAGAACUUAUUGGCAUGGGUCACGAGUGGAUUUGAACUCUACAUGUGCUUUUCUCCGUUGGGAACCAAAGCUACUGCGGUAGGUGCCAUUAGCAAACUAAUGAAGUGGAUUAGGAAAGAAGAAGACAAGCUGUUCAUCCUCAACCCUGUGACGUACUGACAGAGCGUCGUGAUGGAGUGAGUGACUCCCUCUCUACUGACCAAAAACACAAACUGACUAACUGACUGUGAGAGCCUGUCCACAGGGGAGCCAGGAAGAUUAAUGAUCACUAAUGUUUGUCACCGAGGUUUCUUUCUGAACAACUGAAGGGGUGAGAUGUAAGCAGUUUGUAUUACAAAAAGAAACACUACUUCCGUUGCAAUUACUGUACACCAAGUGGGAUCAAUACCAUUUUGGGUUUUAUCUCCCCAUUUUCAUUCUCUUCACCCACCCUGAAUAUCCAUCAUUAUAUACAGCCCUGAGUUAUACAUCUAUAGCUGGAGAUUUGCUGGUCUCUUGGGUCAAGAAACAAUCUCACAGGCCCCUCUGUAACUCGGACAACUUUGUUACAGCUCCAUGUUAGUUCGGGCGCUUCGGAGAUGACCUCUGAUGGUCAGUUGGGCCAGGGUUGUCAAAAGUACUUAGAAAAUCCUGCGCUGACAUGAUUUCCCCUUUAAAAAAGAGACACCCACCAAAGCUGCCGUGAAACCCGAGGUCACCCCUGGAGAAAGAUCUUUCCCAAGUGCUGCGCCGACAAAGUGAGAGAUUGUGAGAGUGAAGCCACAGAUGGUGGAUCAUGUGACUGUGGGGGAAGGCCAUUUGGCCCCACGAGCCCGUUCUAUCAAAGUAUUGUCUUUUAAGAGGACAGUCAUUUUCAAAACAAACCUUAAGUAACCCUAAUAGCCGAAAAUUUUCGGCGCCGCUGAUCGGGGACCACUUGUGAUUGUGUCGAAUACCUUAAGGUGAACUUGUGUAAAUUCUCAUGCUUAAUAAAUCAGGUGUUGAAAAGGAAUUUAAAAAAAAGGAAGGUGAUAGAGAUAAAAAGAUAGAAAAUGUCAACAUUCUUCAGACUUUUGCCGCGUUUCGUGGAAAACGUGUGAUUGAACGGGAGAGGGUUUCUGUUGAUUAAAAUCAAUGAGAAACCAGGCAAUCCCCAAAAAAGGUUUGUGAUCCCUGCCCCAGGAUCUUCAUUCUGUAUUGUGGACCCAGGCAAUAAGAGGGAGGUCCACCUCUGUGAAUAACACAGUUAGGAUUUGCUCUAUCGGAACAACGACUUGCAUUUCUUGUAAGGACUUUAAUAUCAUUGAACAUCCUUUAUUGGAGCAUUAUCAAAUGUACUUUGACACCAGAUCUCUCACUGUCCCAAAUAAUGGGUUUCCUCAGGAUCAUCCCAACAGGAAGGCAGAGGGGAUUAGUGAGGGAAUUCCAGAGCUCCUUGGGAAGUGAGGGCACAGCCACAAAAGGUCCAGUAAAUAAAAUGGAGUAGGCAAGAGGUUGGCUUGGAGGAGUGGUGAUAUCCUGGACGGUUUGGGGUUGCAGGAGACUGUAGAGAUAGGGAGGAGUAAGGCCCUGGAAGGAUUUCAGAUUAAGUGGGAGAAUUUCAAUCAGUCGCCUACGUCCAAGUGUUCAUUUUGUGCUGACUGAAUAACCAAGAUUCUGUUCUGUCUCCAUGGCACAGGCACUUUCACCCACUUCCUGAGCUCAGGAUAUUGGCCGUUGUUCUGUUAAAACCUCAAAGGAAUAGAAAUGCCCUGGAAAUGAGGAACAGAAUGUUAUCAUUAGAAAGAGCCUAACAGAUUAAACACGUACUUCAAAUGCUUAAGCUUUAUAGUUUUCAAUGUGACUGUUUAGAAUGUGAACAGUUUUGCAGUUACUGAAUUGCUUUAAUGGCAGCUUGGUCUUAGAAAACUGGCAGAAUUGAAAAUUUUGUGAAUUAUUUUAUAAUGGUAUUCACUGACUCGUGCUGCUCGCUUUUUAAUUAAAAAAACCCUCUGUCGCACCCAGCUGGUAGAGUAGUGCAGUGCAAAAAGAAGUAUUACUUAAAGUUAGCCUCAGACUUUGAUUGAACUGACAAACCUUGAAGCUGUAUAGACGUAAAAAUUAGGAUCAGGAGUAGGCCAUUGGGCCCCUCGAACCUGCCCCACCAUUGAGUAAGAAAAUGGCCGAUCUGAUUAUUUCACAUGCACGCCUAGAACUGACAACAUUUCACCUCUUGCUUGUCAAGAAUUGAUUCACCUCUGAUUUAAAGAUAUUUAAAGACCAUGCUCCUGCCAGCUUUUGGGGGGAGAGAAAAGUCCCAAAGACUCUCAACCCUCUGUGAGGGGGAGAAAAAAGCCUCUCUUCAUCUCUUGUCUCGAGUGGACAACCCCUUAUUUUUCACAGCGAUCUCUGGUUCUGGAUUUUCUCACAAGACGGAACCUCCUCUCCGCAUUUUCAUCAAAACCCUUCAAGAUCUUAAAUAAACAAAAACAAUUUGCUGAAGAAACUCAGCAGGUCUGACAGCAUUUGGAGAGAAAUGUUCAUGUUUUGAGUCAUGUACGACUCCUCUUUAGAGCUUCUAUGUCCUCUUUCCACCCCCCCCCCCCCCCCACUGUCUCUCUCUCUCUCUUUAUCUCUCUUUUUUCUCUCCCUGUCUCUCUUUCUCUCUCCCUUUUCCUUCUUAGCAAAAAUAGAUGUUCCUUAACAAAAUGACUUGCAGAAAAGGCACCUGGAGGUAGUGGAAGGAAUGGGAGAAUAUAGAAUGCAGUUUGACUUUAAAACGUGCACAAUGUCUUUUUGAUCCAAACUUUAAAAAUGUGCGUGGUUGAGGGAAUGUGUCAAUGUGUGUGUGUGAAGGAGAGAUUUUCCAAUGCUACGAUAAUCCUGUUGAGUGAGUUUCUCCGAUGGUAAACAGCCUGGUGUUUUCACACGCAGUGAAUGUUGUCACAUAAAACAAACCUUAUUAUUUCUUACAAACCCCCCCCCGCCCCCCACUUCACUCAGUUCACUGGAUUCAGGUCUCUCAAUGCUGUCACAUGACCAGGUUGCAGGAGGGAAGACCAAAUGUUGGUAAUUAAACAAAGUUACACAAUCCUGAGAAUGUUUGUAAAUGGCUGGAGACACAGCUUUGGACUUUGGAUGUUUAAAUAAAGAGUUGGUUUAUCACCCUACCUGAUAUUCCGAAGUUCUCAGUGUAAUAUGUUGGGUUUGGUGGAUAAUUACUACUUCUUUCCCUUCAAACGAGCAUGAUGACUAACCAGGAAAUACUAAGACACCUAUUUAACACUCCUUAUUGAUCAAGUGACUGAGCGAACCGAUUACACAGCAUGUCCAUGAGAUUAGUUUGGAGAAUUGCCCUGUGGGGUGCAGUUAUCAUGUCAUCUUGAGAUGACUGACGCCUUGACUACUCACGCUAGUUUAAACGUGACUUGGUAAAAGUCCCUCAGAUGCUCAUUAUUUUCACAGUGUUAAUUAAAGCUCCCUGAUGUGACAUCACUCAGCAAAUAUGUUCCAGCCCUGCGUUUAGUACAUGGGUACAUUUGCUGCACUGCCCCUACAUUAAAUGACAUUACUGUCCCCUCUCCUCAACAUGAAUGUAUAAAACCCAGACUCACUUUUUAUUCUUCUCUAUUAGUGACCAUGGCAAUCUGAUGUGUUCUUUACUUGUCAACCUUUCUGUCUUCGGUAUUUAAAGGAGAGGGAGCUGUUCAUCUUUUAUGCUUAGCUCUUGCUGCCGCUCUCUGUGUAUAUUUAUGUCUUUGUGACUAUUUACAGUUCUUUAUGUAUGUGAGUUUGUGUAUUUUGUGUGUUUGAGAGAGACUGUGUUUAUGUGUGGGUGAGACACUAUUUGUGUUUAUAUGCAUAUAUGUUUAUGAAAGACACUAUAUGUGUGUGACACUGCAUGUGUGUGAGAUACUUGUGAUUUUAACUAUGUUCGUGUGUGUGAGAGAGAAAGACAGAUGCUUGUGAUUUUAACUAUAUGUAUGAAUGACAUUGUUUUGUGUGUGUGUGUUUGUGUGAGCGAGAGAGACAGACGUGUGUGUGUGUUUUGAACCGUUUCUGUACCCCUAAUAUGAUAUGUCAGACUGGGUCGAUUGCAGCUCCUCUCUGUUCCUUCUUUUGUCUUGUCAUUUUUAGUUCCUUUCUGAGGAUAAAGUCUUUGAUAAUGAAAGGUCACAGAUCUGAAACAUGAACUUGAUUUCUGUCUCCAUCGAUGCUUCUGAACCUGCCUAGUCUUUCCAGCUGUUAUCUUUUAGCUUUUUGCUUCACUCUAUACAACUUUUAUGAAGCAGAGAGGGGCGUUUUGUGCAGAAGUUGCACUGAGUGAGAGACUGAACUCAGGUUACUGCCUGUGACAUGGUCUGGCCAAAAUUGUUCUGUUACACAAUAAAGGUAUCAGCUUGAUUAGCUUUAUCAAACACAUGCAAGGCGGGUAAGUAAUCCCAACAUCCUUCAGAAACAGGUUAAUGUAAAUCCAACCUGUGUCUGGAGAUAGUGCUCUGGUUUCACGGCUCUCUUCUACCGCCUGGUGUGCAUAAGUGGUAUUACAAUGCCACUGUCAAGUCUACCACUUCCAAAUCUAUAAAACAAUGAAAGGCCUGCCUGAGGUAUUUAACACUGUGUAAAGCACUGAGUUCAUAACUAAAAAUUAAACAUUAAUUGAUGCCAGACUAACUUUAAAUUAUAAUUGUUGAUGAUUCAGUAGUGGAUUACUCCUCGGGGAGGGUGACUGUGGCUGCGUUAAAGAACCAGAAUUUUACUCCCAGAUUAUUAAGAUUGUAUUAAAAUACAUACUAUAAUUAUACAUCUGUUUUCUAGAGUCUUAAUUAAAGUGUUACAAGAACAGGAAGGAAUUUAAUAUUCAUUGCAUUGUGUCUGCUUCUGGAGGACAAUUGGAGCAAUGCUGUCUCUAGGGGAAACAGGUAUAAAUUGGGGACAUGUUGAAAUGAGUUGAGAGUGUGGUGCUGGAAAAGCACAGCAGGUCAGGCAGUAUCCGAGGAGCAGGAGAAUCGACGAUUGAAAUGCCAAUACAUUUGUAAUUAAGGAAGAUGCAAGUAUGUUUAUUGUUUGGCUUGAAUUUCCACGAUUAUUACUUCAAUGAAAUACCAGAAAACAAAAUUUGUUACCUAAUUAAACAAUUGCAAGAAAAAAAAA
Molecule: messenger RNA, 6912 nt
Organism: Chiloscyllium plagiosum (whitespotted bambooshark)
Lineage: Eukaryota; Metazoa; Chordata; Chondrichthyes; Orectolobiformes; Hemiscylliidae
Gene: mon1a
Product: MON1 secretory trafficking family member A
Biological process (GO): protein targeting to vacuole; vesicle-mediated transport
Cellular component (GO): Mon1-Ccz1 complex
Source: RefSeq, a predicted model, not a curated record